AUGAUUGAUAUAAUCGCUUUGUUCUACGUAUUUAUGGUAACUUUUGAUGUUGCGACGGUUUCUGGUGAUAAGGCUGAACCAAGGCAGGAUGGAUUAACCCAGUAUGCAGGAAAUGCCGAUGACACCUCCUCUCUUUACGAUGACAGAGGAAAAAUGCGGAUAAAAGUUGGUCAUAUUGGAGCACUGGGAGCCUUGCGAAACGAUGACGUGAUUCUCAAUAUUUCACGUAAAUCGCUAAUCAGUGAAAAGAUACUGGACGAUGAAUUUGACUUGGAAUUCAUCUCACAAAAUGGUUGCGGCGAAUCUUAUGAAGGUGUGGCUGUAGCAGCUGAUAUGUACCAUCUUCAAAAAGUCAAGGUUUUUAUCGGACCCUAUUGUGGAGCGGAGAUGGACGCCGUGGCACGAAUGGCUGCAUUUUGGAAUGUUCCCGUAAUUGGUUACAUGGCAGCAGCAAACUCACUCUCAGACAAAAAAGCUUAUCCCACCCUGGCUCGAGUUUCGCUAAGAACAACAAAUUCGAUAGCCGAGGCUACAGCUGCUUUGUUAAGACAUUAUGGAUGGAAAAAGGUGGCCAUUGUGACUAAUACAGGAACUGUGGCUUACGAUCGUUCUGUCGCUUUCGAGGCGGUUUUUCAUGCGAAAAAUAUCACUGUGACUAAAAAGGAUGGAGCAAAAGAUGUUUCCCCUUGGAUUGGACCUGACGGAGCAAUUUUACAAAAGGUCAAGGAUCAGUAUGCCAAUUCCAUUAUUAUAGACGACGUGAAUAGUUUCGACAACUCAAUAAUUGGACCCUUUUUGGAGCGAAUAAAGGUUGCUGGCCUAACAGAAGCAGACGUAGACCUUGCGAACAUCUACGGAUAUUUAUACCUUUUCGACGCUGUGAAACUAUAUGCCUUGACAGCAAAGAAAGUCAUGAACGAGACUGGAGACUCAAAAAAUCUCCUGAAUGGAAGACUAAUGUGGAAUGCAAUGCGAAGAAUGAAAUUUGACGGAAUGCUCGCAUCUUCCGGGGUAGCAUCUGGGAUCGUUACCAUGGAUGACAUAGCUGAACGAGCACCACUUUACAGAGGAUUCUUCGUGUCACCAAAUUCUGACCAGGUCGAUUCUAAGGUCCUGUCGAUGGUCCAUAUGGAACCAACUAUGAUUCCUAACUGUGAUGGUCUACGAAGCAAAUCCGGUUGCUACGAAAUUGUAGUCACGGACAUGAUGCGCGAAUUUUGGCCAUCGGCCGAUAAGCGGAUGCCAAAAGAUGAGCCCGAAUGUGGUUUCCGUGGAGAAAGAUGCGAUUUUACUUUGCUUAUCGUUGGCGGUGCUUUGAUGAUUACUGUACUGCUCUUUAUGUGUGGAACAUAUUUUCUACAUAAAUUUUUGCAGAAAAAGGCGUUGGACAAGCUAACUUUCCGCAUAUAUCGCGAUGAAAUGCAAUUCAUUGACGAAGAACAGCUGAAAAGCAUGCUGUCACUUGGCAGCACGAGAACAAAAAUGAGUAACGCAAACUACGGCACAAGAAAUCAUGCCAUUGUUGGGACGAAUACUCAUGCCAUAUAUCACAAGUAUCCACAACGUCGUCCAAUAACAUUCAACCGUACCGAUAAAAAAUUGCUUUGUUCGAUGAAGCAAGCUGUACACGACAAUACUAACCCAUUCUUGGGCAUCUGCUUCAACGAAAAAGAGGAAGUACUCAUAGUUUGGAAAUUUUGUUCAAGAGGAUCGCUGCAGGAUAUCAUUUACAACGAUAACAUUGCUCUGGAUCAAAAAUUCCAUGGAGCAUUUAUUCGUGAUAUUUUGAACGGCCUUGAGUAUCUUCACGCUUCCAUUGGCUAUCAUGGAGCUUUAUCAACGUGGUCCUGCUUGAUUGACCGAAGUUGGAUGAUCAAGCUGACUGAUUAUGGAAUUGCGGACGCUGUAGAGCGCUGGGAGAAUGAACAAGCGAUAUCCGUGGAUGCACUGAAAGGAGAUGACGAUAAGACUCAAGCCACUCAAGCAACCAGCGCACUUUAUGAAGCUCCUGAACUGUUGAAAAAUCGAGAGAAGAAUCGAGGUCGUCGAAUGGAUCAGGACUGGUCAAAACAGACACAGGGACGUCGACAGCUUGGCGACAUUUACGGACUUGGCGUAAUUAUGUACGAAAUCAUUUUUAGAGCUUUACCCUUCCCCGACGGCACUGAUAUAAGUGUGCUAGUUGAGAACAUCAAGAAUGGCUCAAAGAUUACAAAACCGUCAAUUCAAGACAAUAAGGUCUUGAAUAUGGAUCUGAGCAAUCUCAUAAGCGACUGCUGGAACAAAACACCGGAAAUGAGGCCUACUCUAAGAAGAAUAAAGCUCAACGUUGAAACUUAUCUGAAAGUAAAAGGAAGUCUAGUCGACCAGAUGAUGCGUAUGAUGGAGCAGUAUGCAAAUAACCUGGAAAAGCUUGUACAAGAAAGAACGGGUAUGCUGGAAGAAGCGAACAUCAGGGCGGACAAGCUUCUUAGUCAACUUCUCCCAGCUUAUGUGGCUAAAGAGCUCAAGUUUGGACGGCCAGUACCUCCGAAGUCAUUUACCUCAGCCACUGUGCUCUUCAGUGAUAUCGUAGAAUUCAGCGAUAUGUGUAAAAAUGCAACUCCGCUACAAGUUGUCAAUGUACUCAACGGAGUUUUCGAUGGUUUUGAUCAAUUUAUUGCACGUCGCGAUGCUUACAAGGUGGAAACGAUCGGUGACGCGUACAUGGUUGUGUCUGGAGUACCAGAAGAAAAUGGGCACCGUCACAUCAACGAAAUCGCCAGCAUCGCUCUUGAUAUUCACAAGUUCCUCACCGAAUUUGAAAUUCCUCACCAGCCAGGAAAAAGAGUAGUAUGUCGCCUAGGAUUCCACACAGGGCCUGUUGCCGCUGCUGUAGUCGGAAUGAAUGCUCCACGAUACUGCUUGUUUGGAGAUGCGGUGAACAUGUCCUCAAGAAUGGGAAGUAACGGAGCACCUGGUAGAACGCAAAUCAGUGAAGCAGCCAACACGCUUUUGAUGAAGGAAUACCCAGAAUAUGAGACGGAGCUCCGAGGCGAAAUUCCAAUCAAGGGCAAAGGAAUGUGCAACACAUAUUGGUUGAAUGGAGUGAAGAGAACCACGUCAAAUGCUUAUUUGGCUCCUAGCGCAAAAGGGGGAAAUAACUUUGGUGGACUACUGGGUUCAUCUGGUUCCGCGUCCGCUACAACGUCAUUGAAGAACCCAACGGGAAGUAUGAUGUCUAAAGUAUCAUCGUCAUGA
Molecule: messenger RNA, 3240 nt
Organism: Cylicocyclus nassatus
Lineage: Eukaryota; Metazoa; Nematoda; Chromadorea; Rhabditida; Strongylidae
Source: the annotation of a GenBank genome assembly